GACAUAUGGAGGCGCCCUUAUGCUUACGUACCAACCCCGUCCAAAGACUUCCUCCCCCAAACAAGCCCCUCCCAACUUUAAAAUUAAACAGUAUUGUUCAGAGAAUGGUCCACAUGAACACUGAGAACAGAAACAUUGGAUCCAUGGUUGUCAUUGACACUGAGGGCUCAGUAGCGGAUUAUACACAGCUUCCAAGAGGCAAGCAGGAGAGGCUGAACACUACUGUGACAGACAAGCUGAAAGCAAACCGCAGAGAGAAAAACGGAUUAUUAGAAGCCUUGUGGCAGGAACGCAGACUGGUGCAAGAGAGUGGAAUACUGUCGUACCUCAACAAGCAAGAGCUGUUGCUACAGGAGAGUAUGUAUGAGGUGGUGACGACAGAGCAGUCCUACCUGGAGAGGCUGGGUGUCGCUGUGAACCAUUUCAUGAAGUCAUCUACCCUGCGUCGAGCCCUGUCACCCAGAGACCACAAGUCCCUUUUCUCUAGUAUUGCCUAGAUCAGGGAGAUUAGCCAGAAGUAAGCCUGCCUGUUACACAUUGGGUGCCAAUCUAAGGGUGCAAGACUUCAUGACUAGUCUUACCUGUACAAAGACCAAUGCAUUAGCUUGUUGUGCCUUUGAGGACUGAUCUGAGAAGAUCGUUGUGUUGUCAGAUUUUUUGAUGCGAUGAAGGAGGAGCUGGAGUUUAACCUGCUAUGUGACGUUUUGUAUUCUCAGCUUUCUAGACAUAAUGAGGGAGGAGCUGGAGUCUAACCUGCUAUGUGACAUAUUGUAUUCUCAGCUUUCUAGAUAUAAUGAGGGAGGAGCUGGAGUCUAACCUGCUAUGUGACGUAUUGUAUUCUCAGCUUUCUAGACAUAAUGAGGGAGGAGCUGGAGUCUAACCUGCUAUGUGACAUAUUGUAUUCUCAGCUUUCUAGACGUAAUGAGGGAGGAGAUGGAGUCUAACCUGCUAUGUGACAUGUUGUGUGAUGUCAUCCAUCGCCACGCCAGCAGCCACUUUGGUGCCUAUGUGGACUACAUCCGUAACAUGCCUUUCCAGGAACAGACCAUGCACAACCUGGGGUAUGCAAAGAAUAUUUGUUAAUAUUGCUUCGGCUCUUUCCCAAUUCCUCUUUACUCAAAUCCUCUUUCCUCACCUCCUCCUCAAAAGACAUUGGAGGAGAUGGCUAGAGGGGAGGGACAUGGGAUGUUCUCAUCCAAUGCGAUUUGAGAAGAAUGCGAGGAGAGAGGAUGCAAGGAAUCAAUGAAAAACUUAAUUUAGAAAGAGCCCUGGUCUCAGAUGUGCUCAUUCCAUGUGUCAGUUGUAUUGGUAGUAUCACGUUUCCAGUAUGAUCCAGAGGCAGACAGUGUAAAAUAAACAAAAGUGUAUUUCUAAUACGGGUGCAGGCAAAUGACAGGUCAGGGCAGGCAGGGGUCAAUAAUCCAGUUAGGGGGGCAAUGUACAGAACGGCAGGCAGGCACAGGGUUUGCAGGAUUCCACCCGGAAGGACAGAUUCCGGGUGGACAGCCAUACCUUCUGCCCGAGAUGAUACCGGGGAGCCGGGGUCCGGUGGCGAUCCGCUUGUCAUCGAUACCUGGAGGUGGUCUUGAGGAGGGCCGAACGGGCUCUCCUCCAGGUACGACGACAGCGGCGGACAAACACCUGGGCAGAAGGUAUGUCUUCUUUCUGCUCAGGGAAGAGCGGGGGCUGAUACCCCAGGGAAUGGUGAUAGGCCCGUGGCAGAGCAGGGAAGGGUGUUGUGGGUGUAUUCGACCCACACAAGCUGCUGGCUCCAGGUGGUGAGGAGACCAGGCAGCGCAGAGUAGUCUCAAGGUCCUGGUUGGCUCGCUUCGACUGGCCGUUGGACUGGGGGUGGAACCAAGAGGACAGGCUGGCUGACGACCCAAUGAGGGUGCAGAACGCCUUCCAGAACCGGAACGAGAAACCAGGGUGCUGUAGCCCCAGGUAAAGCGGCAGUAAAAGUUGGUGAAACCCAGGAACCGCUGCAGCUGGUUCUCCAGGAGGCAUUGGAGAACCUGCCGGACGUGAAGCACGUGUUCUUGGGCGGAGCGAGAAAAGACUGAUGUAGGCUGUGGCCAAUCCACCACCGCUCUCACCUUCUCGGGAUCCAGCUGUACGCUCCCUGCAGCGAUGAUGUAACCCAGAAAGGGGAUGGUGGAGCGAUGGAAUUCGCACUUCUGCUUUUACAAAAAGCUGGUUCUCCAGGAGGCAUCGGAGAACCAGCCGGACGUGGAGCACGUGUUCUUGGGCGGAGCGAGAAAAUACGAGGAUGUCAUCAAGGUAGACGAAGACAAACCGGUUCAACAUGUUGCUGAGAACAUCAUUAACCAGAGCCUGGAACACAGCAGGAAUGUUGGUAAGGUCAAAGGGCAUGACCAGGUACUCGUAGCAGCCGCUGGCCAUGUUGAAUGCAGUCUUUCACUCGUCC
Salvelinus fontinalis (brook trout) is the source of this 2428-nucleotide messenger RNA. RefSeq names its product rho guanine nucleotide exchange factor 19. Gene Ontology annotation, biological process: activation of GTPase activity. The record is from RefSeq and is a predicted model, not a curated record. Lineage: Eukaryota; Metazoa; Chordata; Actinopteri; Salmoniformes; Salmonidae. The transcript has 2 exons. Bases 6 to 497 code for a protein of 163 amino acids. Gene Ontology annotation, molecular function: guanyl-nucleotide exchange factor activity.